AUGGCAUCUGGAGUUGGAUCUAUCUCUGGCCCCGGCGCGGUGGACGACAAGCGUCUGCGUCCCCAUGGGCUUGACUCGACCACUUUCCCCACAAGGGUCUUAGCAAAGCUCCAUGACCCCAGCAUUCCUUUCGAAGAGUAUCUUCACUAUGCAAAGAUCACUCGCCAAGAAGAAGAUCGCUUGUACGGUCCCGGAAGCGACUUCACCCAAGGCUCUGGACCUACGAUGACUUUCAUCAAAGAGAAGAUUCUUCGUAAGCAAGUCGAGAACCGUCGCGAGUCUGUUCCUCAACCCAGGCUGUCCAUCAGCGCGCAAGGCGAGGGACAAAUCGUGAGGCACGAGACGGAUUCAGGCAACGAAAAGUCGGUCGUCGAGAAUAGGAAGUAUGAGCCCAUGACCAUAUCUGAUGACGAAUGGGUUCAAGCUUCGCGUGCAGCCAGAACAGCUACUUGGGGUGCCGUCUUCUACCUCAUUACCACCGACAUUCUCGGUCCCUUCAGUACGGGGUAUGCCUUCUCUCAAAUGGGUCUUGGCCCCGGUGUUACGCUCUUCACGGUCUUUGGUGCCCUCGCUGGUUACAGUGGCUACCAGCUUUGGCGCAUGUACCUCCAGAUGGACAGCGACCGCUAUCCGAUGAAAGGCUAUGGCGACAUCGCAUUCCGCGUGUACGGCCCCUGGUUCCGCCACACCUGCAACCUUCUGCAGUCGUUCCAAUUCUUCCUCAAUGUCGCCCUCAUCAUCCUCAGCAGCGGCCAGUCCAUUAGCCAGCUGUCCAAGGGUCAAUUGUGCUUCAUCGUCUGCGUGGUGGUCUGUAUGAUCGCAGGCUGUAUCAUUGGGCAGAUUCGAACCCUACAGCGGUUCGGCUGGUUGGCUUCUUGGGCUGUGUUCCUCAACUUGUUCAUCAUUUUCGCAACCAUGGGAGUCAUGGCUCACUCUCCUCCAAAUUACAAACUCUACGCCGCGUCAAACCCUGACUUUGAUAUCAACAACCCGACACCAGUUCAAGUUUCGGGCGCCGCUCCACCCGGCCUCGGCAUCGUCGACAACGUCAAUGGUCUGAUGAAUGCCGUCUUCUCCUUUGGUGGCGCCACUCUGUUUGUGGAGCUUAUGGCUGAGAUGCGUCGCCCUAUGGAUUUCUGGAAGGGCCUCCUCUGCGCAGAUCUGCUCAUCUAUGCCUGCUACAUGGUUUACGGAAUCUACACCUAUUGCAUGCAAGGGCAGUACGCCUACAAUGUUUCGUACCAGGGUGUCUCGCCUUAUGGUUGGCAAACGGCAUGCAACAUUAUCGGUCUCAUCACCGGUCUCAUUGCCGCUGUUCUUUACGGCAACAUUGGCAUCAAAGUUCUCUACAACAAUAUGGGUCGUGAUCUCCUCAACUUCCCGCUGCUGGAAUCCAAGACAGGCAAAUGGAUCUGGGUUUUCUUUGUUCCCAUCUACUGGACUCUCGCUUGGGUUGUCACUCAAUCCGUCCCUCAAAUCAACACGUGGAUCGUCCUCGUCGGUGCAGGGUGCAUUUUGCAAUUCACAUAUACGUUCCCACCUUUUUUGAUGCUGGGCUUCAAGUGUCAGCGCGAUGCCAUGCUUCCGGGUGAGACAUUUGACCCAGCCACUGGCACCGUUCACCACCUGGACAGCGGCGUCAAGAGAUGGUGGAGAGGGUUCAAGAAGGAACUGUGGUGGAAUCUGUUCGACCUGAUCUUCUACUUGGGUAGUAUUGUGACGAUGAUUCUGGGUCUGUAUGCCGCAUUCACCUCGAUGGUCGAUGCGUACAAGAGCUCUGUGAACUUGAGCGCCUGGAGAUGUGAGAGUCCUACAGGCUAA
Molecule: messenger RNA, 1821 nt
Organism: Fonsecaea nubica
Lineage: Eukaryota; Fungi; Ascomycota; Eurotiomycetes; Chaetothyriales; Herpotrichiellaceae
Exons: 3
Coding region: 1-1821 (606 amino acids)
Biological process (GO): amino acid transmembrane transport
Cellular component (GO): vacuolar membrane
Molecular function (GO): amino acid transmembrane transporter activity
Source: RefSeq, a predicted model, not a curated record